UUCACCGACGACAGUUUGUCGUUACGAGAACGGUUCGCAGCGGGGAUUUACAUUUGCAGUUUCGCGUGAACCUAAAAUGGCCGAGCGUCGGGCUGUGAUCUGCAGCUUACUCCUUAUUGCGCUCACCCCACCGUGCACGGCUGCCCCUUCGGACCCAUGCGACAUCCAAGCCUUGGACAAAUGCGCGGCCGACCUGUUCGUGUUCGCCACGAGAAACACAGUUCCGGAAUCGGAAGCUGACCUGGAAUCCUUCUGCAAGUCUCAGCUCGAUGCGGAGGUCUGCAGCCGUGCUUACGUCAAGAGGUGCUCGAGCAGCGUGGCUCAGGGGGUGGGCAACAUCUUUCUGGACGACGUCAAGACGGAGAUCGAGCAACGCUGCGACAAGACGACCGAUUACCACAAAGAGUACAUCAAGCACGCCCCCUGCCUGAACAAAGUGGGCUCUAAGUUCAACACCUGCAUCAAGAACACCAUUGCUGACAUGGACGUCGCCUCGAGGUUGGAGCCCAGACAUAGGAUCGCGGGCGCCUGCUGCCAGUACAGCAAACUGGAGGAUUGCGUGAGUGACGCCGUCGGCGGAGCCUGUCCCCAGGAGACGCUCGACUUCGCCAAGAACGUUCUGAAGCGCUACGCCGGCGAGCUGCUGGGCACGGUGUGCGUGGGAUUCCAGAAUAAAGAGAAGUGCAAGGGGAUCAAGUACGACGACAAACCGGGAGACGCCAGCCUGCGCUCUGUGCUCACGCCUCUCAUCAAAGUGGGCGCCGCUCUACAAGGCUGACAGCACGUUGUGCCUGUUACUUUUCGCCGGAUUAGACGCCAAUAAAUCGAACUUAGACCAUGAUGCCA
Molecule: messenger RNA, 846 nt
Organism: Rhipicephalus sanguineus (brown dog tick)
Lineage: Eukaryota; Metazoa; Arthropoda; Arachnida; Ixodida; Ixodidae
Exons: 5
Coding region: 77-778 (233 amino acids)
Source: RefSeq, a predicted model, not a curated record